UUCUACACACACGGCAUCUAACAGGAAGAAAAACCAUUUCAAAGCCGUGAAUGAACAGCUCGGUUCGGCUCAUUCCACACUCAGACACGGACGUUUGGACGGACGCACAGCCACCAUGCUGAUUAAAGAGUUCCAGAUUGUCCUGCCCAUCUCAGUCGAGGAGUACCAAGUGGGGCAGCUGUACGCAGUAGCAGAAGCCAGCAAAAAUGAGACAGGAGGGGGAGAAGGUGUGGAGGUUCUUAAGAACGAGCCAUACGAGGAGAAUGGAGAGAAAGGGCAAUACACCCAUAAGGUCUACCACCUGCAAAGCAAAGUGCCGUCGUUCGUCCGCAUGAUCGCUCCAAAAGGUUCUCUUGAGGUCCACGAAAAGGCCUGGAAUGCAUAUCCCUACUGCCGUACAAUCCUUACAAACGUCUAUAUGAAAGAAAAGUUCAUGAUCAAGAUUGAGACGUGGCACAAGCCUGAUAUGGGCGAGCAAGUGAAUGUACAUAAAGUGGAGAAAUGGGAUGCAGUGGAAGUUGUUAAAAUUGACAUUGCAGAUAACAGCUGCAUCAGUGAAAAGGACUACAAAAAGGAAGAAGAUCCUGCCAUCUUUAAAUCAGAGAAGACAGGAAGAGGCCCUCUGAAAGCUGGGUGGCAGAAUGAGCUUGCCAACAACAAAGACUGUCCUCACAUGUGUGCCUACAAGUUAGUCACUGUUGAAUUCAAGUGGCUGGGACUACAAAACAAGAUGGAGAGCUUCAUUCAAAAAGUGGAAAAGCGUUUGUUUACCCACUUCCACAGGCAGCUGUUUUGCUGGAUUGACAAAUGGAUUGAGCUGUCGAUGGACGACAUACGGCGUAUGGAGGAGGAGACGAAGAAGGAACUAGAUCAGAUGAGGGAAAAUGAGGACGUCAAAGGAAUGGGUGCCUCUGAUGAAUGAUGUCAAAGCCACCCAUGUGAUACUGGAGGAGCUGACCUUGUCCAGCAAGCUUGCUCUGCACUCACCAGGCUGACUGGAACUACAGUGACUUCCUAGGCAUAAUCAAGAAUACCUCCCCCUUACAUCUUAAUAAAGAUUUGCUCUUAAUAAGAGCUCAUUAUUGCAAAGCACUCGUGCAUAUUUAUGUACUAUUAAAUUUGACUACGGCUGCUUUUAGUUUAGUUUUUUAUUUAAGAUGCAAGUUAAAAGGUCUGCUUUUUGGAUGAAAUGUUCUUGGGUAUGCCUAUUCCUAACAACUUUUAAAAUAUACUGGUGUGGGUUCUCUGGGCAUAAAGGAUUUGUUAAUCCUCUUGAUUUUGUAUUAUUUCUCUGAUUUAUUGUUUACUUUCCACAGUAAGGAAAACUUUUCUGUCAAUAUUUGUAAGUGUUGCUUUUUUUGUACUGUAAGUAACUAGAGGAAUCAGGAAUAUUCUUCCUGUGAUGUUUUCUAUGGCACUGAUGUUAUUUCCUAAUUUUGUCCAAAUUAUCAUUUGCUCCACUUUUUGUGCCUUCAAUCAUGCCAUGGUUGACUGAGACAAUAAAAACUUGAGGAUAGAUGUUUUUUUAUACACAUAAGGGUGUUUAAUAAUGAUGACCCUUUUAUGUGAUGGUCUGACUUUCAUGAGCUACCAGCACUAGAUACUUAAUAAUUAAGAUUAGGGUUUGAGUGUUAUGUCUCCAAGGAGCUGAAAUGGUUAAAGAUUUAAAAAAUAUUUUGUCAUUAUGAGUCUUGUCACAUGUCAAUUGCAAAUAUUCUAGAGUUUUAUGGGAUUUGUGCAUUGUAUUAAAGACAUUUUUCAUUGGCAACAUGUAGUUUGACAUUGAGUUCUGGAGGAAGCACAUUAAGAGGAGCAGACAAUCAUUCCCUGCUUGCAUGAAAAAAAGUUGAUUCAACAUUCAAGCAUAGUUACUGUAAUGGUCAAAAUAAAGAUGACUUUGAUUUAGCUUAUUUUUUUCUAUGAAUGAAAAAACAGGCUUUUGCACAAUUUCCACAAUGGAACAUUUAAGGAUACAACAUAAAUUUUUUGCAGCUGCAAAUGUACAUUGACAAUAAAAGCACAGUUGGAUAAU
Messenger RNA from Xiphophorus hellerii (green swordtail), 2032 nucleotides. Its product is annotated as phosphatidylinositol transfer protein alpha isoform-like. The transcript is spliced from 12 exons. Gene Ontology annotation, biological process: phospholipid transport. Gene Ontology annotation, cellular component: cytoplasm. Bases 116 to 922 code for a protein of 268 amino acids. Lineage: Eukaryota; Metazoa; Chordata; Actinopteri; Cyprinodontiformes; Poeciliidae. The record is from RefSeq and is a predicted model, not a curated record. Gene Ontology annotation, molecular function: phosphatidylcholine binding; phosphatidylinositol transfer activity; phosphatidylcholine intramembrane carrier activity.